This is a messenger RNA of Punctularia strigosozonata HHB-11173 SS5, 1204 nucleotides long. It is a transcript of the gene MnP7l, whose product is annotated as substrate-free manganese peroxidase. Gene Ontology annotation, biological process: response to reactive oxygen species; cellular response to oxidative stress; hydrogen peroxide catabolic process. The record is from RefSeq and is a predicted model, not a curated record. Lineage: Eukaryota; Fungi; Basidiomycota; Agaricomycetes; Corticiales; Punctulariaceae. Bases 1 to 1137 code for a protein of 378 amino acids. The transcript is spliced from 4 exons. Gene Ontology annotation, molecular function: peroxidase activity; heme binding.
AUGGCUUUCGCGUCCCUCCUCGCCUUUGUCGCUCUCGCCGCCGUUGCGCGCUCUGCACCGACCGCCGUCUGCCCCGACGGCACCCGGGUCAGCAACGCGGCCUGCUGCGCGUUCAUCCCCCUCGCCAAGGAUCUCCAGGAGACCAUCUUCCAAAACGAAUGCGGUGAAGAUGCCCACGAGGUCAUCCGUCUGACCUUCCACGACGCCAUUGCCAUCUCCCAGAGCCUCGGUCCCAAGGCUGGCGGAGGCGCCGACGGAUCCAUGCUCCUCUUCCCCACCGUCGAGCCCAACUUCGCCGCCAACAACGGUAUCGACGACAGCGUCAACAACCUCAUCCCGUUCCUCGCUCGUCACCCGACGAUCAGUGCCGGUGAUCUCGUCCAGUUCGCUGGCACCGUUGCGUUGAGCAACUGCCCCGGCGCGCCCCAACUGGAGUUCUUGGCUGGCCGCCCCAACAAGACGAUCGCGGCCGUCGACGGCCUGAUCCCGGAGCCGCAAGAUAGCGUGUCGAAGAUCCUGGCGCGGUUCGAGGAUGCGGGCAACUUCUCGCCCUUCGAGGUCGUCUCUCUCCUCGCUUCUCACUCGGUCGCGCGUGCGGACAAGGUUGACUUGACCAUCGACGCCGCUCCGUUCGACUCGACGCCGUUCACCUUCGAUACCCAGGUGUUCCUCGAGGUGCUCCUCAAGGGUACCGGGUUCCCCGGCACGGGCAACAACACCGGCGAGGUCACCUCUCCUCUCCCCGUCGGCAGCGGCAACGACACCGGCGAGCUCCGCCUGCAAUCCGACUUUGCGCUCGCCCGGGACUCGCGCACGGCGUGCUUCUGGCAAGGAUUCGUUAACCAGCAGGAGUUCAUGGCGGCGAGCUUCAAGGCGGCGAUGGCCAAGCUCGCGGUGCUCGGGCACAACCGGAACUCGCUCAUCGACUGCUCGGAUGUCGUCCCCGCGCCGAGCACCGCCGCGGUAAAGCCGGCGUCGUUCCCGGCGACGAAGGGCCCGGCCGACCUCGAGAUCGCCUGCACCGCGCGCGCGUUCCCGACUCUCACCAGCGACCGCGGGGCUACUGAGACCCUCAUCCCUCACUGCCCCGACGGCGGCCAGGACUGCCCUGCCGUCCAGUUCGACGGCCCGGCUUAACUUAUACGAUUUCCUUAUCUUUGUACAUGCUGGGUUUUGGGUUGCUGCAAUAUCAGUUAUGUGUACC